Messenger RNA from Lathyrus oleraceus (garden pea), 1325 nucleotides. Its product is annotated as pentatricopeptide repeat-containing protein At1g62350. The record is from RefSeq and is a predicted model, not a curated record. The transcript has 3 exons. Lineage: Eukaryota; Viridiplantae; Streptophyta; Magnoliopsida; Fabales; Fabaceae. Gene Ontology annotation, molecular function: protein binding. The coding region runs from base 94 to 819 and encodes 241 amino acids.
UGAUAGCUUGUGAAAAAAAUAUAGAACACGCGUCUUUCCAUUCAACACACAGUCACCGUCACUUGCUAUAGCCUAGAGAAAAUCGAUAUCUUAAUGCUGCGACUUGCACUGCGAAGAGUUUCUUCAACUUCUACAUCCACCGUCGUUAAACCCUCUUCCCGGUCCAUUUUCGGUUCGGCUUCUAAACCGAGCCUGUCAAUAUGGAGGCGGAAGAAAGAGUUGGGUAAAGAAGGUCUCAUCAUUACCAAAGAACUCAAAAGACUCCAACCCGACCCGGUUCGUCUCGACCGCUUUGUCCGCUCCAACGUUUCUCGCUUGCUCAAGUCCGACCUCGUCUCCGUACUCUUUGAAUUCCAAAGACAGGAUAAUGUCUUCCUCUCCAUGAAGUUGUACGAUAUAGUUCGCAAAGAAAUAUGGUACCGGCCGGACAUGUUCUUUUACAGGGACAUGCUUAUGAUGCUUGCAAGAAACAAAAGGGUGGAUGAAACAAAGAGGGUGUGGGAAGAUUUGAAAAGAGAGGGAGUUUUAUUUGAUCAACAUACAUUUGGAGACAUUGUUAGAGCCUAUCUAGAUAGUGGAUUGACCUCAGAGGCUAUGGACAUAUAUGAAGAAAUGAGACAAUCUCCCGAGCCGCCUCUGUCGUUGCCUUUUCGUGUAAUAUUAAAAGGACUCAUUCCAUAUCCGGUGUUAAGAGAGAAAAUAAAAGACGACUUUUUAGAGAUUUUCCCGGAUAUGAUCAUCUAUGAUCCUCCUGAGGACUUGUUUGAAGAUCAUGAGAAACACAGGGAUGGUACUGGUACUGAUACUGACAUUUAUUGACGAGGUGAUGGAUUUUAAUGGACCUCCUUGCAUUAAGGAUCUGACACUUGGAGCAUGAACAAAAAUAUGCGGGGAAUGAGAGAGUUUCUGAUACCAUCAUCUGCAAUAUGCUGUAACAAAUUCUUUUGAUAGAGAUAUUGAAGUUUGCGGCAUAUGUUUAUACAAUGAAGCAGCAUGAUGCCAUGCAAUGUUGAAACGAGGUAGCUGAUGUUCGAGUAACCUCAUUUUUUCUCGCUUUUCUGUGAUGAUUCCGGCGUUGUGAUUUUCAGACGGCUCUGUCCCGCUCUUUUCAUCAUUAUACUCGAUAGGAUGAAUGAAUAUUGAUGAUACAUUACCUGAUUUCUUAGGUUAGAAAUAGAUGUUGUUCAAGUGGAAAUAUCUAUACACAAAUGUUUUCUUUUGAUAAUUAUAUUCAGUGUGUUUAUUUUGGUCCCAUGCUCGAAUUGUUUAUAUCAAAAUAUUUGGAUAUGCUUCUCAAGUUAAGAGCAAAUCUCAUUACUUUUCAA